AGACACUGAGACCUGGGUGCUGGGCCCCACGCCAGAUCCCCUACAAAUUCCCCACACACGUCAGCCAGGGGCCUCUCUGGGGUCAUCUGGUUAGACAGCGAGGGCUGGCUGCCACCCCGAGGGCACAGAGACCUUCUCCCCUGGGCCCAGCCACUGGUUGCACAAGGUGGAAGAAGCUGCCAGAGACAGAUAAUAUGGCUGCCAACGUCAAGACCAGUAAGUCUACACCACACCAUGUUAUCUUCAAGAAGAUCUCCCGGGACAAAUCGGUGACCAUCUACCUGGGGAAGAGGGACUAUAUAGACCAUGUUGACCAAGUAGAGCCUGUGGAUGGUGUUGUGCUGGUGGAUCCUGAGCUUCAGUGUGGGAAGAGGGUGUAUGUCUCCGUGACGUGCGCCUUCCGCUACGGCCAGGAAGACAUUGACGUGAUGGGCCUGAGCUUCCGCAGGGACCUGUACUUCUCUCGGGUCCAGGUGUUCCCUCCUGUGGGGGCUGUGAGUGCCCCCACAAAACUGCAGGAAAGCCUGAUCAAGAAGCUGGGGGCCAACACGUACCCCUUUGUACUCACGUUUCCUGACUACUUGCCCUGUUCGGUGAUGUUGCAGCCAGCUCCGCAGGAUACGGGCAAGUGCUGUGGGGUCGACUUCGAGGUCAAAGCAUUCGCUACAGACAGCACCAAUGAUGAAGAGGACAAAAUUCCCAAGAAGAGCUCUGUGCGUUUACUGAUCCGUAAGGUACAGCACGCACCAUCCAAGAUGGGUCCCCAGCCCCGGGCUGAGGCCGCCUGGCAGUUCUUCAUGUCCGACAAGCCCCUGCACCUUGCAGUCUCCCUGAACAAAGAGGUCUACUUCCAUGGGGAACCCAUUUCUGUGACCGUGACUGUGACCAACAACACAGAGAAGACAGUAAAGAAGAUUAAAGCAUUAGUGGAACAAGUGGCCAAUGUGGUUCUCUACUCGAGCGACUAUUACGUCAAGCCGGUGGCCCAGGAGGAAGCACAAGAAAAAGUGCUGCCAAACAGUACUCUGACCACAACGCUGACGCUGGUGCCCUUGCUGGCCAACAACCGAGAACGGAGGGGCAUCGCCCUGGAUGGGAAAAUCAAGCAUGAGGACACGAAUCUUGCCUCCAGCACAAUCAUCAAGGAGGGCAUAGACCGGACUGUCCUGGGGAUUCUGGUGUCUUACCAGGUCAAGGUGAAGCUCACAGUGUCAGGCUUUCUGGGAGAAUUCACCUCCAGUGAAGUGGCCACUGAAGUGCCAUUCCGCCUCAUGCACCCACAGCCUGAGGACCCAGCUAUGGCAAAGGAAAGUUUUCAGGAUGAAAAUUUGGUUUUUGAGGAUUUUGCUCGUCAAAAUCUGAAAGACUCAGGAGAUCCUGAGGAAGGGAAGAAAGACCAGGAGACAACUGCCGAUGAGUGAAGAGGUGACUGAGGACCGGAAAUGGGAUAUUAGCAGCCCAUGAGCAAAGCUCCACAGUUAGCCCUUUAGUUAUGCUAAAUACCAAAGUGUGAGUCUCUUCACAGAAAUAAAGUUUGUCUGUUCUGUUGGG
Messenger RNA from Myotis davidii, 1551 nucleotides. It is a transcript of the gene SAG, whose product is annotated as S-antigen; retina and pineal gland (arrestin). Gene Ontology annotation, molecular function: G protein-coupled receptor binding. Gene Ontology annotation, biological process: signal transduction; G protein-coupled receptor internalization. Gene Ontology annotation, cellular component: photoreceptor inner segment; photoreceptor outer segment. Lineage: Eukaryota; Metazoa; Chordata; Mammalia; Chiroptera; Vespertilionidae. The record is from RefSeq and is a predicted model, not a curated record. The transcript is spliced from 17 exons. Bases 195 to 1421 code for a protein of 408 amino acids.